Messenger RNA from Uncinocarpus reesii 1704, 1371 nucleotides. RefSeq lists its product as uncharacterized. Gene Ontology annotation, biological process: protein import into peroxisome matrix; protein monoubiquitination. Gene Ontology annotation, molecular function: protein binding; ubiquitin-protein transferase activity; zinc ion binding. NCBI's taxonomy places the organism in Eukaryota, Fungi, Ascomycota, Eurotiomycetes, Onygenales, Onygenaceae. The transcript has 3 exons. The coding region runs from base 1 to 1371 and encodes 456 amino acids. Gene Ontology annotation, cellular component: peroxisomal membrane; peroxisomal importomer complex. The record is from RefSeq and is a predicted model, not a curated record.
AUGGAAUAUAUGAGCGCCCUCCAAAAUGAUUUUGACGACUUCAAGCCGUCGCUAUUCGAGCUCCUCUCUGAGCAGCAGCUAUCAGCUCUCCUCCCGCCUUCUCUCCGCUAUCUGCUUGCCGUCGCAACCCACCGCCAUCCCCGCUACCUGCUCCGCAUCCUCAACUCGUACGACGAAGUCUACGCAUUAUUAUCCCUGCUGGUAGAAAGAUACUACCUUCGAACCUUUGGCGGUUCCUUCACUGAGCACUUCUACUCCUUAAAGCGGGAGCGCGUGCUUGAAAUAAAAAAUGGCGAAAUCCCACGAGCCCAAUUGGGUGCUGCUGGACCUGUACGGGAUACGUUGAAGUUGCGCAAUUCGGAUAUAUGGAGGAACCUAGCCGUGAUGGUCGGAUUGCCAUAUUUAAAGCGGAAGCUGGAUGAAGGAUAUGACAUCCACGCUGCUCCACAAGCGGCGUUGGCAAUGGGAGGAGGCCCCAGAUAUAACCCAGCCGACGACCUACCGCAUAACCCGACUGUUCGACAGAGGCUGAUGUUCUACUAUAAGUGGUUCUUGAGAAACGUCUAUCCUUCGAUAAACGCGGCAUACUACUUUUCCAUUUUGGCCUUCAAUCUCGCCUACCUUUUUGACAAUACGAAGUACUCAUCUCCGUUCCUGUGGCUGAUCCGAACCCGAAUCCGACGAUUGAGCUCAGCGGACCACCAUGCCAUUGCAUUGGCAACUCAACCCCCAUCACCCAGCACCGCUCACGCACGGCCUGGCGCAAGUCGCCUCGGCAUGCUCAGCCCGCAGAAUCUAUAUCCACAAGUUCUUGGCUCACUGAAAUACCUCCUCCCAGUUUCCAUCUUCGCCUUGAAGUUUCUCGAAUGGUGGCACGCCAGUGAUUUCUCCCGUCAAUUGGCGCGUAAGGCGACAGAAGCCCUCGAUCUCCCGGCACCGGUAGUGUCGGGUAUGCCACCGCCGCCUUCAUCCAAGCCUACACUCCCGUCGGCGUUAAAGGGCUCCGGCCAAAAUAAACUGACGACUCUACCCACCAAAACACCACCCUCUACGUCUACGACCAAACGGCCUCAGCCACCCAUUUCGUCGACAUCCUACCUUCCCAUCUUCACUAUCCCACUUCCCCAACCAGAACCUUCCUCUCAAGAUGCUCAAAACACAUGCCCGAUUUGCCUCCACCCUCUGGUCAACCCCACCGCAUGUCAAACAGGCUAUGUAUUCUGUUACAGCUGCGUAUUUCGCUGGUUAAACGGCGAGCAUGAUCGCCAACUCGACUUCAUGAAUGGCACCGGGGGUGAAUGGGACGGUGAUCCCGAUGCCGAGGAAAACGGCCCGGAGGAUAGUGGUAAAGGGCAGGGUGGGAAAGAGUAG